Molecule: messenger RNA, 2172 nt
Organism: Neltuma alba
Lineage: Eukaryota; Viridiplantae; Streptophyta; Magnoliopsida; Fabales; Fabaceae
Exons: 6
Coding region: 890-1831 (313 amino acids)
Source: RefSeq, a predicted model, not a curated record
GAAGGGACGGAGUGCUCGGGCCUGUUCUUGUGCAUCUAACUCUCCACAUUAUCUGAGCUUCUCCGAUUCUCACUUCUCCGCGAUUCGCUCCUUCUAGAAGCCACUGAACCUGUCCUCUUUCGGAAUUUCCCGUUCAUUUCUUCAGCUUUUUCUUCCCCGGGAGCCACUGUGUGUGGAGCACCCAUAAACAUUUAUGAUCAGGACAGAGCAAGCUCUCUGCAUGUGCUGGGAGAAUUUUCUCCGUCACUGUCCUUCUCUUCUUUCAAACUUUCCGGUAAUUUGCGUGGGUAUGGUCGUGAUUCCACUGGUGGUUUCUUUCUGUAUGAAGGUUUAAGGGUAAAGCGUCCGCUUGUUUAUGUCCAAGUUUCUUAAGUAUCCAACAAAGACGAGUGGGGUUGAGUUUUCUUGAAGGCUUAGCCAAAUAGCGAAAGAGAGAGAAACUAGUCAAUGUAAAGACUAUAAUUGCGGGAAAAUUAGCGGGAAAAUUAGUGUCUCCGGCCGAAGUUUUAGUGGUGAAUUUACAAUAUUGCCGGCAAAGUUAUCUUUCUGGGGAAACAGAGAGACAAGGAAGGAGAUAUAGAGAUAAAUUGACAGCAAGAUUGAGUUUUCCGGGAAAUUCGGCUUCCAAACGUCAAAAAAUAGGAUUCUUUACGAAAGUCGUUUGCAUUUCAAAUAUUUUCCUCCUCCUUCCAAACAGAUCAUUCCGUUCCGACUCCAACAAUUGCUCGUUCUCUCCCUCUCUCCUUCCCCCCCCCCCCCCGGGGCAGUUUCAGUUUUUCACCUUUGGGCUGUCUCUGUUUUCAGGGUUGGGAGUGAAGCUGAGACACCCCCUUCCCUUUCACCUUCUUCUUAUCGCCCUCUUUUUGUCUUCCUCCUUUCCGUCAAAGCCAUGAUUUUCGAUAAAGGGCCAAUGCAAUCAAACCUUGACUGCUUCCUCAGACGUACGACACCGGUGGUUCAAUCCCAAUUUCUACCAAAGUCUGAGAUUAGGAACCUUAAUCGUUUAUGGCAUCCGUGGGAGAGGGAAACCGUAGAGUAUUUCACCUUGCGUGAUCUCUGGAAUCGCUACGACGAAUGGAGUGCGUACGGAGCUGGAGUUCCAAUCACUUUGAACAAUGGGGAGACCCUUGUACAAUACUAUGUGCCUUACCUCUCCGCAAUUCAGAUUUUCACGAGCAGUACUUACAGGGAAGAGACUGAGUCCGGCGACAGUGAGGCAAGGGAUUCGUGUAGUGAUUCUUUCAGCGAGGAGAGCGAGAGUGAUAAGUUAUGGAGGUGGGAUGGGAGUUCUUCUGAGGAAGGAGGGUUGGAGCAAGACUGUCUCUGGCAUCUGAAUGACAGAUUGGGUAAUCUCUAUUUCCAAUAUUUUGAGAGAUCAACUCCAUAUGGAAGAGUCCCUUUGAUGGAUAAGGUAACUGGGUUAGCUCAAAGAUUCCCCGGGUUGAUGUCAUUAAGAAGCGUGGAUCUUUCACCGGCUAGCUGGAUGGCCGUUGCUUGGUACCCCAUAUAUCAUAUUCCCAUGGGAAGAACAAUCAAAGAUCUGUCGACCUGCUUCCUCACAUACCACACACUAUCAUCGUCAUUCCAAGAUAUGGACAUUGAAGAUGAGAGCGAGGGAGGGCACGCGAAGAGAAAAGAAGGGGAAGGGAUGUCGCUGCCAGCAUUUGGAUUGGCCACGUACAAGAUGCAAGGCAAUGUGUGGGUGUCGGGUAAUUAUGGUAGGGACCAAGAGAGAAUUUUGUCACUACUCAGCGUGGCAGAUUCAUGGUUGAAGCAACUGAGGGUCUCUCAUCAUGACUUCAAUUACUUUAAUGGCAUUCGCCAUCCCUGAAUUCCUCCUUUUCAUUCUUUCUCCCUAACUGCAUGAGGACCAGCUGGUUUCUCUAUCACAUUGCUUUGGAAUUUUUAGGCUUUUCUUCUCUCUUUUCUUUUUCCUUUUGUGUGUGAAAGAGUGUUGAGGGAUCUGAUACAUGUUACAUUUAGGAGCAGCUGAGAGGGAUGUGUUUAUCUUUAUCUUUAUCUUUUUUAAACAGCCUCUGAUGGAGGAGAGGCUCUGUAUGUAGAAAAGAAGAGAGAUAGGCGGAGUGAGUGAGGAGGGCGAGACCAUAGAACUUGGAAUACGGAUUCAAUCAGACCUGUGGAGUGGAAGGAACCCCCUUGUUCAUUUUCUUA